Gordionus sp. m RMFG-2023 is the source of this 1595-nucleotide messenger RNA. RefSeq lists its product as uncharacterized. The record is from RefSeq and is a predicted model, not a curated record. Lineage: Eukaryota; Metazoa; Nematomorpha; Gordioida; Chordodea; Parachordodidae. The transcript has 6 exons. The coding region runs from base 887 to 1579 and encodes 230 amino acids.
UGAUGAUGUUUGGACAAAAUAUAAUUUGGUAUUCUAUAUAUGAUAAUCGAAUUAUAACUAUGGAUAAUUCUUGUGAAGAUAUAAACAAUUCUAUAAGUGACAAAGAGACAUAUCAAAAGGUAUGUAAAUUAGAAUUGAAUGAAACUACACCAAUAUUGGGAAUGUCAAUUAGAGGAGGCAAAGAAAUGAAUAUUGGAAUAUAUAUUUCCAAGUUUAGAAUAAUUGUAUAAAGUGUUGUUUGUGAUUUUGCAGUGAUAUUUAAAUGUUUUAUUAUGUAUAAUGGAUUAAAAAUUUGGAUAUAUUAAAGUAUAGACCAAGGUAGUAUAAGUGAAAUUAAUGGGAUUAAAGUUGGUGAUCAAAUUAUUACUGUCAAUGGAUAUAAUUUUCAAGGAAUAUAUCAUAGUAAGGCUGUUAAAAUUUUGCAUAAUCAUCAGAUAUUUAUAAUCAUUCUAAAAGAAAGAGGUAUUAUACCUUUAUACAGGGAAAUUUGGGAAAAAAUUUAUAUACUUAAUCAUCAUGAUGAUAAAUCCUUUAUCAGGAAUUUAAGUACAACUAGGUAUGAUUUGAAUACAUAUCAAUCAAUUAAAAAUGCAAAUCACAAUUUUAAAUGCAACUCUGAUAGUAAUAAUUUACACAAGGAGCCCCCAUGUGUAUCAAAACAUGCCCUUGUUACUGAAUCAACAAAAGAUAUCAUGUGAAAGGGUUCUUUGUUUCGCAUAACCAACAACACGCCUCGUUAAAUAAUCUAUGUUCCUUUUAUCAGACAGGAUUUCCAAGAGUUAAUAUCAAGUUUUCUUCUCAAUCUAAUCAUCUAGGUAACACGGGAAAUUUAGAUACUUAUUUGACAGACAGUGCCAAUCAGUUGCAACCCAAAAAGUCAUUAUCCAUGAAUGACUUAUACUACCAGUUAGAUUCUUUAGACUUUUGUAUCAAGUCUAAAACUAGAUUAAACGAGGAAAUAACCGAAACAACUCAUUAUUACAGUGACAAAUUUAAUAAGCGGAUCGCGAAUAAAAUCUUUAACAGCGGGAAAGUAAUUUUUAAAAAAAAUUCGGAUUUUAUUGAAAAAGAUGUUUUUGAAUUCACGAAAUCGAAAGAACCACUAUGUUGUAGAGAUUCGGUCAGCCAUCAAACAACUGGCUUCAAAAUAAAUCAAAAUAACAAUUCAAAUCAUGACAACGAAGAAGGUAAAGUUGGUAAACUCAUUGCUCUUUUUGAAUCUGAGCGGAGCCUCCCUUAUUUUAAAAAAUGCCAGAUGCCUGCGCUCAAAAAUUUAUCUACAUCGACAAACUUCAAUCAAUAUUACGACGCGAGCGUUGAAACAAAUAAUAAUAAAACGUCUAACGAAAUUAACGAUACUCUCAAUUAUAGCAAAGUUAGUCUUGUCAAAGUGGGUCAAAAAUUUGACAAAACGAAAAUUCUAAGUAAAUUCGAACGAUCUCUUUCCCUGGCUCAACUUAAAGAGAAAUUAAGCCAACUAUCAAGGGAGAGGGAAGGUUUUGAUUAUUCCGGACCAAUUUACGAAAAUGUAGAAACUAUUAGGAGAUUUUACCAAAUCCAAAAAUUGCACCAAAGAUGAAUGUAGCGAUCGAAAU